Messenger RNA from Siniperca chuatsi (mandarin fish), 3634 nucleotides. Its product is annotated as olfactory receptor 52K1-like. The record is from RefSeq and is a predicted model, not a curated record. The transcript is spliced from 2 exons. NCBI's taxonomy places the organism in Eukaryota, Metazoa, Chordata, Actinopteri, Centrarchiformes, Sinipercidae. Gene Ontology annotation, cellular component: membrane. Gene Ontology annotation, molecular function: olfactory receptor activity; G protein-coupled receptor activity. Gene Ontology annotation, biological process: G protein-coupled receptor signaling pathway. Bases 1497 to 2444 code for a protein of 315 amino acids.
GUCGGGUAAUAUGGUAUUAUGAGAUCUUUAAGAUACGAUGGUGCCUGACCAUUAAGAGGUUUGUAGGUGAGAAGAAGGAUUUCAAAAUUUUAUGGCCUUAAGGCAUGCUUGAAGUUUAGCUAACUGGUUAGUUUCAUCUGCGUUGAACAAUUGAUAUAACUGGGUUUCAUCCGCAUAAUAAUGAAAGUUUAAGAGUGUUUCCUAAUAAUAUUGCCUAAAGGAAGCAUAUAUAAAGUGAAUAGAAUCGGUCUAAGCACAGAACCUUAUUUAUAUGGGCCAAAAUCACAAAUUUGCCUUACAAUCCGUAUAGCAUACAACACCCUCUCUCGUUAGACCCUCAAUUCUAACAAGUCAUAAUAGUUUGAGGCCCUGAUACUCUGCUGGAAAAUGGGUUGGGAGUGAAUCAGUGCCCCAAGUAAAUGAGAUCUUGUUCACAAAUGCAGGUAAGAUUGAUGCCACAUCAGCUGUAAUGUGGGUGUUGUACCAGACUGUCAACUGAAGGCCCCUCUACACUGAUUUUGGUCCAUCCCAGACUAAAGUUGGCAGUCAUGAAAAAAUCUGGUGAAGUGUUUGGUUGUCAAUCCAAAACUGUGGUCGCAGAUUUCACUGUGACAUACGUCCACUGACAGCUAAUUUUACUGCUUUGGACCAAAAUUCUAACAGUGUCACUAAAUUCUCACAACGUUACUGCUGCUACGACCGACAUCUACAGAACAACGAAAAUGAAUACAGCAUGAAAUGACACAGUCCUACACUACAGUACUGCAACGGCUGACAAAACAUUGUAAGCACCCAUAACUUGUAGCUCUUAGAUUUAUACACUGUGAAUGGGAGCAGGAGUAGAUGAACAUAUUGAUAUAUAAUAUGUGCAUAUAGUGUUUUGAUUUAAAACUAAAGUUUUCCAAACUUAGUGUCUUAUUUUGGCUGUGAUGCUGCUGCUCUCUGGGAUUUUCAGUCGGUCACACUGAGAACAUGACGAGGUGUUGGACAACCAAUGGCAGCAUCAGACAGAGGGUAUUAAAGUCCUGAGUCAGCAGUUCAUCAGGGAAAGGUGGAUGGAGGGAUGAAUGGAGGAGAGUCAGCAGCUGACAGCAACACACAGCAGACGGACACGUUUACUGACGAACUCCUAAACACCAACAACAAGUAAAACCUAGAGUCAUUGUCAUAUAUCUUGAUUCUGGUACAGUGAUCUGCCUCUUUCUGUCAUUUUUAGAUACUGUGAUUUAUAGAAAAUUAUUGGCACAGAGUCUUUUAAUUAAUUUCAGAGUGUUUUCAGUUUCCCUUCAAUGUGACACCAAACACCCUGAGGGGAGAGCCACCUCUGCUUUAUGUGAGGUUUGUUUGCUAUAUAUAUUUCAUGGUGUUGAUGUCUUGUUUUUCCCCUGACAGAUAUUUGCUGUUGAGACAUUUAAAAGUUUCCAUUCAGCCAACAGAUACAUUUACUGGUAAUCCAACUAAAACCCUGGACAAAGAAGUUUUAGGAGGAGGGGAGGAUGGAGAACGUCUCCUCGCACAAACAUUUCAUCCUCAACGGCUUCAAUGAACUCGGAGCACUGAGGCCCGUCCUGUUCAUCCCAUUCUCCAUCAUGUUUGUUGUAUCGCUGUCGGCCAACUCCCUGCUGCUGUACGUCGUCAUUUCACAGAGAAGCCUUCACUCACCGAUGUACAUCCUCAUCGCCGGCAUGGCAUGUGUGGACCUGAGCCUCCCGCUGUUCUUCGUCCCCAACAUGCUGCUGAGCUUCUUGUUUGACUGGAGGGGAAUCUCUCUGAGCGGCUGCCUGGUUCAGAUUUACUUUGUUCACCUGUUAGGAGCUUUUCAGUCUACUCUGCUGCUGUGGAUGGCACUGGACCGCUACUUUGCCAUCUGCACGCCACUUUACUACCAUGAAUGCAUGGCGUUACCGAGAUUCCUCAAGUUUGUGAUCCCACUUCUGAUCAGAAAUGUCCUCAUGAUCACGCUGGUAGUGACACUAGCAGGAUCAUUGUCAUUCUGCACUGCAAAUGUGAUAAACCACUGUUUCUGUGAGCACAUGGCUUUGGUGGAGCUGGCCUGUGGAAGUACCGCCAUCAACAACCUGGUGGGGCUGUUGACCGUGUUCCUCAUCCCAGUAGCUGACUUCAUCAUUAUCAGUUCUUCCUACAUAGUCAUAUUCAGCUCUGUGCUGAGUUCUGGCAAGUCAGGUGUCAAAGCGCUCCACACCUGCGUCACCCACAUCGUGGUCAUGACUGUCAGCCUGACCAUCAUACUUGUUGCUUUCCUGUCGUAUCGGAUAAGAAACGGUCUCCCUGUAGCCAUUCGGGUUUUCUUCAGCAUCAUGUACUUGUUCUUUCCAAGCUGUUUCAACCCAAUCAUUUACGGCAUCAGAACCACAGAGAUACGACAGCACAUCCUGAAGAUACUAACGUGUCGUCAACUUGUCCAAACAGUUCCCCAUUCUUAAGAGAGUGUUAAAAAAUAUUUUAUAUGAAGUAUCUCUACUCUAUAAGCUCAUUUAUGCCAGGACAAGAAAGAAGAUGGUGAGAAGUUAGGAAUCACAAAAAUAAAAUUGGUCAAGAUUAGGAUAAACUAAUUAACAUAGUCAAAAUUAUGAGAUUUUAACCUACUACCUUUGACUUCACAUCAAACACACACCAAACGUGACAUUUCACGUGAUAUUUCAUAAUUGCGAUCCUGAGGUAGGUACUGGGACACAUCAUCAGUGAUACCUGGGCUCCUCGAGUGUUUCAGAUCUUUUAAAACGCCCUUGCCCAGAUAACUCAGGGUUUAUCAGACCUCAACUUGUGCCCCAGUUAAUCCAGAGACAUCUGGAUGCUCUUUCAGCGGCUUCCGAUGUUUCCUGGUGACUCUCAUCUCUGCUGCCAUCCUGAUGCCCAGCAUCUUGAAUGCUCCAGUGGCCAGCAAGCUCUCCAUCCCUGCCUCUGACACUGCUCUAUCAGCUCCUGACAUUCUGCUGUGCAUACGUACCAUCCUGGUGGUCUGUACCUAAUUGAUACCUGCCUGUACCUCCUCCUGGACUACAUGCCAUCUGUCCCUGACAUGGUCAUAAUUGUCAUAAUUUAGGAACUCCCCCCUUCUAUGCCUGCAGCCAACACUUCAGGGGUCAGUGAAGUACCAGUACUGCAAAAACUCUCUUUCUCUCAUUUGGGAGACCAUGAAUUCUUCGAUCAGGCUGCUUAUGGAAAGCUGCAAUAUGUUCCUUCCAGAGAGACCUAUGCUGCUUAUGCUGCUACGAGGGAGAACCGGCCACCUGAAUCAGUAGCUGCUGAUCUUCCUCUCCACCAACUCUACACUUGUCGGUUGGCCAAGUGUUUGAGACACAAACCAUAAAACCACAACAUUCCCGGUUUGAUUUUGGCUUAGGAUCUGUGCAUGUCAUCCCUUCUCUCUUUCCACGUCUGUCCCAUCUUUAUAUCUAUUGUCAUUAUCAAGUAAAGGCAAAGUUGCAAAUAAAAAAACUCAACUGUGGUACCUGGUAAACUAGAAGAGGCCAGGGGACACGAGGAAGAAUGCCAUGUUGCCAUAUCCAAGGCUGGGCAUCAGCCACGUUGUCACAACUUUGAAAAUGUAUACAAAUGUACGCAAUACAGAACAGUGUAUCAAAAAUCCAAAUAAAACCUCUAUCCAGCUAGA